Penicillium mononematosum is the source of this 420-nucleotide messenger RNA. RefSeq lists its product as uncharacterized. The record is from RefSeq and is a predicted model, not a curated record. NCBI's taxonomy places the organism in Eukaryota, Fungi, Ascomycota, Eurotiomycetes, Eurotiales, Aspergillaceae. Bases 1 to 420 code for a protein of 139 amino acids. The transcript is spliced from 2 exons.
AUGCCCAGUCUGUCGUACAUUUGGUUCCAGACAAUCGGACCUAGAUACGAAGAUCAUGGUCCGAGAUUACGCUGGCGCAAUUGGCGCUCGCUGGAACAGAUGCGAGAACGAGCGACUCUCCUUUUCAGCUUUGGAAUCAUCUCACAACAUUCUUGUCGUCCCUUUAGCUUCUACUCGCUGCACCCAACUAAUUGGGGAACUCAGCGAGGCAAUGAGAACGAGGGCGGCGGCGUACAAGUAGUCCAAGUGUUCGAACUUGGAAUCCUCCUCUCUCUUCUGAGUGAAGGAAAAGCAGAGGGUUUUGACAAUGUCCUGGGCCGCAGUAAUAUACUUGAUGGUACCAUCCUGAACCACGGCCAGAAGAGGAUCCACGGGUUCUGUCCCAUGAACCGUUUGAGCCGUAUCGAACGGCAGCUUUGA